Messenger RNA from Hippoglossus stenolepis (Pacific halibut), 3135 nucleotides. It is a transcript of the gene ikbke, whose product is annotated as inhibitor of nuclear factor kappa B kinase subunit epsilon. Gene Ontology annotation, molecular function: ATP binding; protein serine/threonine kinase activity. Gene Ontology annotation, cellular component: cytoplasm. The record is from RefSeq and is a predicted model, not a curated record. Bases 117 to 2351 code for a protein of 744 amino acids. The transcript has 20 exons. Lineage: Eukaryota; Metazoa; Chordata; Actinopteri; Pleuronectiformes; Pleuronectidae. Gene Ontology annotation, biological process: peptidyl-serine phosphorylation.
ACACACACACACGCGCACACACACACACACGCACACACACUUCCUCAAUGUGUUGUGUUUCCAGCUGCUGCCUUCAGACAGACUCAUGAGGUGUGAGGAUCCAGUUGAAACUCAGAAUGUCAGGGAUGACGGCCAGCACGACCAACUACCUGUGGUCUCUGCAGGAUGUCCUCGGUCAGGGGGCUACUGCCAGUGUCUUCAAAGCACGGAACAAGAGGUCCGGUGAGCUGGUAGCUGUCAAGGUGUUCAACGUGAUGAGCUACAACCGCCCUCAUGAGGUCCAGAUGAGAGAGUUUGAGAUGCUGAGGAAGCUCAACCACAGCACUAUUGUCAAGCUGUAUGCUGUGGAAGAGCUGCCCUCUAAGCAGAAGGUGCUGGUGAUGGAGUAUUGCUCCGGAGGGAGUCUGCUCAGCCUGCUGGAGGAAGCUGAAAAUGCCUUUGGCCUGCCAGAAACAGAGUUCCUCACUGUGCUGCAGUGUGUAGGUGGGUGGCUGUAUCUGAUGCUGCUGAAUAGUUUCAUGUACCUGUUGUUGGAAGUAUUCCUCUCUCUGCUCUCCUCAGUGCAGGGGAUGAACCACCUGCGUGAAAAUGGAGUGGUCCACCGGGACAUCAAGCCGGGCAACAUCAUGCGGCAGGUCGGGGAGGACGGGAAGUCUGUUUACAAGCUGACAGACUUUGGAGCAGCAAGAGAGCUGGAGGAUGAUGAGAAGUUUAUGUCCAUCUAUGGGACUGAAGAGUAUUUGCAUCCAGACAUGUAUGAGCGCGCUGUGCUCCGCCAUCAUCAUCACAAAUCCUAUGGAGUGAAUGUGGACUUGUGGAGUAUUGGUGUGACAUUUUACCACGCUGCCACUGGGAGUCUUCCCUUCACACCGUUUGAAGGACCCCGCAGGAACAAGCCCACCAUGUUCAAAAUAACGACAGAGAAACCAAUGGGUGCAAUAGCUGGUGUUCAGCGUGUGGAGGGAGGACCUAUAGAGUGGAGCUAUCACCUACCUCACAGCUGCCAACUGUCCCAGGGCCUGCAGGUGCAGCUAUCUCCGGUAUUAGCAGGUAUACUGGAGGCUGACCAGGAGAGCUGUUGGGGUUUUGACCAGUUCUUCACAGCCACCACAGACAUAUUGCAGCGGCAGCCAGUUCACCUCUUCUCUCUGCAGCAGGCCAUGGCUCAUAGCAUCUACAUACACCACUACAAUACAGUGUCUGUCUUCUUUGAGGAGGUGGCAUUGCAGACUGGCAUGGGGGUUCAGCAGCAACAUCUGCUGUACCUGGGGCAUGACCUCUCUCUGGAGGGCACCAUGAAGGUCGUCAACCUCCCGCCUACCUCACCUGCCCAACCCCUCCUACUGCUCAGCUACGAGCCUGAAGCAAACAUCUGCCUGCCCUUCAGAGAACCAGAGACUCCUGUCAUCCCAUCCAGGUUUGAUGUCAUGGCAGACUACAAUUUCUCCAAGGUGAUAGUAGGAGUGGUCCACCAGUAUCUGAGGAUAAUACAGUUGCUGCACACACACCGAGAGCUUCUCCUGCAGGGAUACCACAGCUACAUGAUGAGGUUGCGCAGGGAGUGUGGAGAAUCCAUUCACAGUAUCGACAAGAUCACCAUUAGGCUGCAGUCCUGCCUCAACAUACAACACAGAAUUCAAACAAUUGACCAUCACUCUUCAGAAAACCAAGGCUCGGAUGAUCAUAGUCAAAAACUGCAGCUGGUCCACGAGCACCUGCCCAUAUACACUGCGAGCAUCCAAGAGUUCCAGAAUCGACUGGACCAGCUGCAGAUAGAACAGGCCAAGCUAGCAGAGACCCUGGCCAAUGACAAGAGCUGUCAGAAGAUGAACGUGCUGCUGCAGAAGAUAACAGCAAUUCAUCAGUAUUAUCGCAAAGACAGAGUCACUGGCAAGUUGGCGUAUAAUGACGAACAAAUACACAAGUUUGAGAAAAUCCACCUGUCUUCCCACAUUAAGCGAGUGAAAUCUCUCCUGAGAGACGACUGUGUGCAGAGAUACAAAGAGCUUCUGGCCUCAAUAAGGACGUGGAGCAGUGUUUUACAGGAGAUGCAGACCCGACUGCAAGACUUCAGCGCUUUCUCCACAGGCUUGCUGACGGAUCUGGAAAUGAGUGAAAAGCGCCAGGAUAAGGUUCUGGACAGAGUCCUUUUCAGUCUGCAGUCCAGGAGAGCAGAGCAGCCUGGAAUCACACCCAGGGACCAGAUGGUCUCCAGGAUGCACCAUCUGAAGGAGGAAAUGGAGAUUUUGGUGAGAGAACUACAGUGUAACAACAACAUCAUAGAGAGUUUGGGAGCAGUGAACCCUGCAGCAGCUCUGCAGCCGAGCUUGACCAGACCCUCUACCCUUUGACCAAAGUGCAGCAUGUUUGCAUGUGAACUCACAAAUCUCUGACCAACACCUCAUUUUCACUGUUAAUCAUGAACAGUAAAGGACAAUGUACUGAAACCUCUCUCAAGGACCAUCUGCAGUUUGUGUUGUAUGAAGAGGAAGCAACUGAAGAUAAUCAAUAAGAGGGGAAUCUCAAUUUAAGGAUAAACGAUUAAACGAUGCUUAGAAUAGAGGAAGAGGAAAUGUUAUCGACAGAUUUUUGUCUCUGUGUGUGUGUGUGUGUCUGGUUGGCAACUGAGUACAGCAGUUCAAUACAAAUCCCAUUAAUUCCUUUUAGUACUAUUGAAUUUCUAAUAGGCUGCCACAGUAAUGGACUGUCAGAGAAAUUUAAAAAAAAGCCAAGAGUGUUUUUCAAAGGCUGUGUCUCUUUUGAUAUCCCGCAGAAGAAGCACGGUGGAGAACCUUUAACAAAAAAAUGUAACCAGACUGACUCUCUCUCUCUGUGUCUGUGUGUGUGUGUGUGUGUGUGUGUGCGUGUGCGUGUGUGUGUGUGUCAAAGGAAGGGCUGGAGUCGUCUGGUGUUUCUCUCCUGAUGAUUGAUCAGUGCAUGUGACUUUGUUUCUCGAUCUUCUUCAAUCAUUGUGAAUUCAAUGAAUGAGCAACCAUUGAUCACAUCAGUGAUUGUGAGUAGAGUAGUAGUCUCUAGAUCUGGUGUUAAAUUCGUCUCUGUUCCUGAUCAAAGAUAAAUUCUCUCUCUUUCAUCAUCGGGUUUCACAUAAAUAGAAAAUAAAUGAGAUCAGGGAAA